AUGUACCAACCUCCUGCAUUACCACCAAAACCCUUUGUUGGUCCCAACAAGACUGGUGCUGACGACCAGACAGUGCAACAGAACAACACUGGCAGUGCUGAACAGAGCCACAAGAACAAAGACCAUGGAGACACCAUUGAUAACUCAAAAGAAGACGAAAACUUGCUUCCACCUUUACCUGAGGUGAUAACUUCAUUGGCGCAGUCUCAGUUGGUUACGUUUCUAAACAGUGAUAACUUGCUCAGGGGAUAUUUAAUCAAUUUAAAUUUUUUUGUUAAUUUCAAAAAUGAGAAAAGGGAACUAAUAGCAAAUUUGAUUAACAAUCUAAACUCAAUAUUGAUGAAAUUCAAUGAUUUAAAUCAAUUGAAAUAUGAAAUGAAUAAUAAACUAAUCAAUUUGAAGAAUAAGGAAAAAAAUUUUAAUAAUUUGUUACAAAUCAAAUUAUUCAACUCACUAAAGAGAUUCCAGUUCAAUUAUAAGGAUAACAAUCUACUAAAUAAUAAAUUAUUAUUGAAAAAGGACUAUUACAAUAAUAUUUCAAACUCUUUAUUAAACAAAUUCCUAAAUGAUAAUGUAAACAUUCAUGGUUCUGAUAUUAACUCCAAUUCCAAUCCCAAUUCUGAUAACAAUACCGAUCAUACUAAUGAGAACCCAGUUGAUCAACUAAAACUAAUUCAUAUAAAUGAAAAUAGUUUAGAUUAUAAUGAUUCAAACCAAACUCCAAUUUCCGAUAAUAAAUACUAUAAUGAUUCAACUAUCCAAGAUUUUAUCAAACUUUACAAAUCAUCAAGAAAAUCUUACUAUCUAAAUAAUGAAAGAUUGAAAAGAUUACAUGAAAACAGAAUUGGUGGAAUGUUAUGA
Molecule: messenger RNA, 861 nt
Organism: Ascoidea rubescens DSM 1968
Lineage: Eukaryota; Fungi; Ascomycota; Saccharomycetes; Ascoideales; Ascoideaceae
Exons: 1
Coding region: 1-861 (286 amino acids)
Source: RefSeq, a predicted model, not a curated record